Messenger RNA from Coccinella septempunctata (seven-spotted ladybird), 396 nucleotides. Its product is annotated as kappaPI-actitoxin-Avd3b. The coding region runs from base 106 to 342 and encodes 78 amino acids. Lineage: Eukaryota; Metazoa; Arthropoda; Insecta; Coleoptera; Coccinellidae. The record is from RefSeq and is a predicted model, not a curated record. The transcript has 2 exons. Gene Ontology annotation, molecular function: serine-type endopeptidase inhibitor activity.
UAAAGCACGCUUGAAAGACUCAAAUGAUACCAUCAAGCUAAGGUUGUGUGUUAUUAAGCAGAUAUUUCAAGAGAACAAAACAUUUUCAACUAUAAUCUCACAAACAUGAAUUGGUUUUUACUUCUUGUUACACUGUUAAUAUCAGUGAGUUACUCCAUUGGAUUCAGUAAAAAAGAUUGUAGUCCACCAAGUCUACCUGGUCUAUGUAGAGCGAGGAUGCACAUUUACUAUUGGAACGGCAAAGCCUGUGUUCCAGGAAUGUAUGGAGGUUGUAGAGAACGGCAAAAAAUUUUUCAUUCAAAAGCAGAUUGUGAGAGAAUAGCUAAACCAGUUUGUUCAUAAAUUUUGCCAGGAAAAUGUUCGCAACAUAGUAAAAAUGGGAUUGGCUUAUAUUUA